This is a messenger RNA of Vespa mandarinia (Asian giant hornet), 2182 nucleotides long. RefSeq lists its product as uncharacterized. The record is from RefSeq and is a predicted model, not a curated record. Lineage: Eukaryota; Metazoa; Arthropoda; Insecta; Hymenoptera; Vespidae.
UCUUCCAUCGAUGGAAGAUCAAAAGUAAGUGAAUUCAAUACAACCGCGAGAGUGGAAGUAGGUCCCUCGCGAUCGUGCAACAGGUGAUGUAAAAGUAAAGAGGGGCGUGUGGCAAGCAAAGUAGGGGGUCCUCGAAGUGAAUGCCUUUCUCAUAAUGCGUGGACCUUCUUAGUCUUCCUGGUCUCUUUCCAACCGAUGGACGGAUACCUCACGCGUACUACAUUACUCACGAUUGAAAUAGCGAAAGGUGUGAAGAUCAAGUCAAGAAAUAUUAGGAUAAUAGCUUAAACGGUGCUGAUUUACAGACUAGUCACGCUUCGUUGAUCCAUCGAGAGAAGACAGUCGCGUGACGCUACUCGAGCAAUAAUCAUGAAAGAGAUAAUUAUUUUCGUUAUCCUCGGAAUUGGAAUUGCUCAGACGCAGCUCAACUAUGAGGGAAAUCCAUUAACAGAAAAUACGGAAUACACGGCCGAGGAGUCGCAAAUUUCAUCAAAGAUCGUUAAAUCAUCAACAAAUGGAACGCAAAUGUUGUAUCCGAUCUUUCACGAGAGCAAGAAUGUUGCUUUAAAAGAUACGAUGCUCAAAGAAGACGGGUCCGAUCAACAAAUUUUGGAAAAUAACUUCAAUCACGCUGGAAUAUCCGCGUCAAUUAAUGUUGCAUCAGCUCGAGAACUUCCAGAUAAUGUUUACAGCAAAGUGCAGAAACCUCAGAUACUUGAAACCAUAACGAACACAGUCAAGACACCUGCGGAAAUAGCAUUGAAUACAUUUCUGAAUUCCAAGACACCUGAAGAGUCUCAAUUGUCCUUGGAUUUUUUUCUGCAAAAUAGUCAAUCCCAAAAUAAUCAAUGGCCAACGUCAAAUAUUAUUGUUCCUCAAAAUCAACAACAGCAGAUGCAAAUUGUAUCGCAAAAUGAUCAAUCAAUACAACAACAAUUGGUACGAACCACACCGAAAGUAAUAAAACAAAUUUCAUCAUAUCCACAAAUAAAUCAACAACAACAACAAUUGGUGGUAGCUCCUGUGCAGAAACAAGUGCUUUUACAGCCUCAACAUGUGUUACAAAUGCCUGGACAAGCUUAUGGUUAUGCAGCACAAUAUACAGCCAAUUCUCAAAUAUUGCAACCUUCUCAGAAUGCUCAAAUGAGUCCAGUGAUACCAAAUCAAAUGAUAUUGAAACAAUCACCUUUUUCUUCGGAUCCUUUUGAAGAAAUUCAAGCAAGGAGCGAUGUUAUUACUCCCAUGAUGUGGCGUCAACGUAACAGAUGGAUUCGAGGUCAACCAUAUCCCUUUCCUCAGUCUAAAAUCGGUGGUGUCUUAUCAAAAAGUCCUGUCGUAGCACCGUUCCCACGUAAAGGUCCGGUUGAAUUAAUCUACACGAAACCACCUGGAUAUCAUCGUUUUCCACAUCAUGGGCUUUCUUACGAAGAUUCUAAAGUUUGGUUCCCUGAUACGAAUGGUCCACCUCCAUCCAGCGACGUAUAUUACUCCCAAUUAUACGCUCAAUCUUACGAUCCCCAUUACUACAAUUACAUUACUAAGACUGGCAAGAUUAAGCCCCAUCUUUAUGGCAAAUUGGGCAAGUACCCUGAACACGAAGACGGAGGAAUUUGGGCGGAGCUCUAUCGAGGUUUCACGAAACAUGGUUUAAAAAAUAUCAUGACACCAGGAUUCCUCUUGGGUAUGACACUGCCAAUGAUCACUGUGAUGCUUAUGGCACUUGUACAAAAGCGAUCAUUUGGGCGAUACGAUUCGAGAAAUCUUCAGGAUGUAGAUAAUCUUCAAGAAUACCUUGAACGUCUACAACGAGCCAUGGAAUGCUAUGAAAGAAAGAGAAGGAAAACUGAAGAAGUUACAACAGAUGAGUGUUGAAACGCUACUACUCGAGUAAAUAGCCGUUCAUUGACCGAGACCCAGUGACAGUCCGUUUCAUAAACUUUUUCCUCUUCCUUUUCUUCUUUUCAUACUGCCCAAAAUCAACAUUCGAUUUAUUUUCGUUUCGCGUCGGGAUAUUACAUAAAACAAUUUAUGUUUUACUAUAUACGAACUCGUAUCAGGGAUAAUUAUAAGUUGAUAGAGUAGUAUUUCAGUAUAAGUCGAUGAAACAAUCAGAUCGGAAAAUUACGAUGCAAUAUUUGAUUUUUCUUUGGAAAAAAUCUUAUUCUAGAUCUAUGUGAUAAAU